Hymenoscyphus albidus is the source of this 2659-nucleotide messenger RNA. NCBI's taxonomy places the organism in Eukaryota, Fungi, Ascomycota, Leotiomycetes, Helotiales, Helotiaceae. The record is from the annotation of a GenBank genome assembly.
AACCGAACUCCCAUCGCAUCUCUCCCCUUGACAGCGCGAUCUUUACCUCUCUGCCCCCCCCCAGCAGUACGCAUCUUCGCCCCUUUCGAGUCUGCUUUAUAUCCUCAUUGUCCCCGACACACUCUUUGUUGCAUCUGCGCACUCUCUCACGGCUGACUGGUAUAUACCGACGACGACGAUUAUAGACGAGCCCAACGAACCUUUGGCGCGAACCUCCAUCCCUCGCCCGCCCCAGCCAAGCUGCAUCGAGAAAAAGGUUUCCUUGCUCAAGUACCGAAAGACACCUCAUUCCUCUUCACCACCACGCCAAACGGCACGAAACAUCCCGUCACAGCUUGACCAAGCUUGAAAUUGUCGCCAGCUGCUCUCCAUACAGCUGCUCCUGACUCUCUCUCCACGAUAUCCACACCCUCGCUCCACUGCACGAGCGUGGAGUUCGGGGCGAACCAGCCAUUUGAGCUGUUCUGCGUGCCACUGUCCGCUCCUUGCAUACCGUGAGAACAGAACAACCCUCGUCGACAACGACUGCCACCUCCUCAUCUUCCGUUUUCUCCUUCGAUUCAUAAUGGCUACCCACCCGUACCUCCAGGAAAUGUACACUCAGGAGUUUCCUCCCUCCAACCGGUCCCCAAACAAUUCCCGCUACAAUGGUUUGAACAACAAUUUGAACCGCCAACCAUCGCGAAACUUCGAUACCUAUGCAUCGUCGCAACUGCAGCAGGGCAUCUAUGCACAGGAUGAGCAUUCAAAUGGGCGAUUCGAAAAUUUGCCUCCGCGAUUUGACCGAAUCCCCUCAGGGACGCUCCAACAUUCCAACAAUUACCCCUAUGAUAAUCAGACAUGGAACUACGGAGGUGCCAACAUGGCGGGUGGUAUCAAUGGAAUUAACGGCAUCAGUGCCAUAGGAGGUAGUGGUCGGGUAAAGCCGACUGCUCGCAGAACAGGACUGCCUCCUGUAAGUUUUGUGCCUUGACCUACGUCUCAUGGAAUUUUGGCUAACGUCUCCCUCCGUAGACUUGGAUGGAAAAUAGCCAAAUGCAGUCCCCUAUGCCCAACGUAGGCAUCCACCAACUGAACGGCCAUCAGCUUAAUGGCCAGUAUAGUCAAUCGCAUAUGCAACCACAUCAUGCUCGAAUCUCACCCCCUCCUGACCAUGACGAGCUUAUCCCCACCGCCAUUGUUAUUAAAAACAUCCCAUUUGCAGUAAAGAAAGAGUCACUUGUAGCACUCAUGACGGACAUGAACCUUCCACUGCCAUACGCUUUCAAUUACCAUUUUGAUAACGGCGUUUUUCGUGGACUGGCCUUCGCAAAUUUCACCACUGCCGAAGAGACCUCGCAAGUGAUCGAUGCUAUGAAUCAUAUGGAUUUACAGGGAAGAAAGUUGAGAGUUGAAUACAAGAAGAUGUUGCCGGCUGCGGAGAGAGAGCGAAUCGAGCGGGAUAAGAGGGAGAGACGUGGGCAGUUGGAGGAGCAGCAUCGUCCUAUUGGAAACGCAUCAGUGCCACCGCUUCAUUCGCAGACCUCGAUGAACUCACUUCACUCUACCACAGUUCCCGCAUCCCCAUCACCAGUACAAAUGCGAUCUAAGGGGAGCGACUACCAGUCGGCAUCAACUGGUGCUUCAGCCAUCAAUGUUGCUGGUGUGGAUAUGAAUGAUAUGACAACUUUGACGUACUUCACCGAGCUUACGUUAUUCAAGAAUGAUACCAAUCGUGAGAUACUGGUCUUCCCAAGCACUGUUUCUCCUCAACAUAGGAAGAUCAUCCACACUUUGGCCCACAAUAUGGGCCUUGAGCACCGGUCGGAGGGAGUUGGAGAUGGGAGAUGUGUUCAGAUUUACAAGACUCGCCAACAGAGUUCUAUAAGCCCGGCGGUUCCGUCGAUUCCCCAAAAUUAUUAUAACACCGAACGUCGUGGACUGAAUCGUGCAGCAACAAUUGACUUUGCCAUCGCUCGAGAGAAUGAAUCUGGUUAUUAUGGUCAUACACUUGGCCGCCAAGGCUCUGGACUUUUGGACAUCCCCGCUUCACCAGGAUUGGGACUCAACGCUGCCCACAACCUUCGAGCUGCCAAAUCCUUCGCUGACUUGCGUUCGUAUACACCCUCGCCCGCCCAAUCUGUUGCCAGUUAUCCGGCGAAUCCCUCCCAAAAUAUUUCACGAUAUACUGACUACGGUCAUUCCUCUGCAGCAUCAGGCACUCCUAAUCUAACACCGACCUCGGCCGGCGGACAAUUGAAUAGUCGUGAUGAGUCUUUCCUCGCUCAUAGCCUCAAUAACAUGUCUAUUGGGAUUGAUCGCCCUACCAGAUCCAAUGGUCGGAUUGGCCAAGAGCGAGAGAACCAUACCUCAAGCGCCGGUCCUAUUGGAAGCCAUCGUCCAAUCAAUGGAAGCUACGAGGACAACCCCAGGAAUGGUGCCUCAGCUGUACCUGAGAGACAGCCACGAGGACCUGGCAGCGAGUGGGGCUCUGGAUUUGCAAGACCGCGCCAAAAUGGCCAUCGUAAUCAAGGAAGUGGUGAGCUUGAUCUGAACAGCAUCGAAAGAGACUGGGAUGAUAACAGAAUACAAGAUUCCUCCGAUCGAAAUACCAAUGGACGAUUCCACUAAGCCCUCUCUCCAUAUCCCUAGGAGACGAGGCUAUGAAGUGACGAAACCC